Epinephelus fuscoguttatus (brown-marbled grouper) is the source of this 1185-nucleotide messenger RNA. RefSeq lists its product as uncharacterized. The coding region runs from base 1 to 1185 and encodes 394 amino acids. NCBI's taxonomy places the organism in Eukaryota, Metazoa, Chordata, Actinopteri, Perciformes, Serranidae. The record is from RefSeq and is a predicted model, not a curated record. The transcript has 8 exons.
AUGUCAAAAACCUGCCCAGAGCUGCUGAGAGAAGCAGCGAAUUUGAUUGAGGAAGCUCUGAGCAGAACUCCUCCGGCUCCGGCGGCUCAGUCACAGCAGAUACCUGCUGCUCCAUCACGUAACGUUACACCUGUCCAAGGGAAUGACAACGAUCCUAUGGUUAUAACAAAUAAACUGAUGGAAGUGUUUCCGAAGCUCAAAGAAGGGGGAGGCUUUGAAUUUCUAAAAAUUGCAGGAUCUACUCGUAGCCGAAAUCUUGUGCUGCUUGCGUGUCCCAGCACUGGAUACACCCUUGCCUAUCUGAAAGAUCCAUCGACGAUGAUUGGACAGGCUACAAUCUACAUACGUCCACUUCAACAGGAUCUACCCAUAGAUUGUGAGAGCUCACAAACUGCCUCUGGUCCAGUCAUCCCCUGCAUCACCUGUCAGAAGGAAGUUCCCUUUGCAGAGAUGAAGCUGCACAGAUUGAGCUGCAAUGGGACACCCAUACAGGAAUUGGAGAGAGGACAAGAGGGAGGCCGAAGUGAAAAUGAUAGAGAGACAGCCCCAGUCAGUGACAGUGUUCCAGUGAGGCCUGGAACAUCAGCUGAGAAUGCAGUUGUACCAGCAGUGACUGACAAGGACUUGGAUCACAAAGAAACAGACAAUGAAUGGAAGCUUAUCAAAGAACCAGCUCAAGCUGCCAAGGUUUUCAAAGAGAAUCUGCUAAGGGAACAUGCAUCUGGGAAACCACUGAGAAUGAAAAUGGAUGUAAGGGACUCUGAAGAGGACAGGGAACGGGAACUUCUCUCAUUCUAUAAACAGCCGCAAGAAUGGGCAUGUCCACUUCACUGUACUCUUCUUGGUGAUGUUGCUGUCGGAGAGGGAGUGAUGCGGUACUUUAUGACAACAAUAAUAUCCAAACUGCAGUUUGGAUUCAGUCUAGAUCUUGGAGGAAUGGGCCGAACACUGCUUUUUGAGGGUGAACCUGACCAUCUUGUUCCAGCAGCAUCAGAGGUGCUCAUUGAAAGUGACCUCUUCCGGGUUGCAGGAAGGAUGUUGGCCCACAGCUUUCUGCAUGACGGCCCCCAUGUCACAGGAUUAAGUCCUGCUGUAGUUCAUGUACUGUUCAACGGGGACCCUGAAACGGCAACUGUUGUUACAGAAGACUGUCCUGAUCUGCACAUCAGGAGUAAAACUGCUUGA